Cladocopium goreaui is the source of this 3432-nucleotide messenger RNA. The record is from the annotation of a GenBank genome assembly. Lineage: Eukaryota; Dinophyceae; Suessiales; Symbiodiniaceae.
AUGUCACUGAACCCUUUUACCAACUGCAGUCGACGUAGCUGCCCUUUUGAAGCUCAAACACCCGAGCUGCUGCCGGUGAAAACAGAGAAGGCGGCCGCUUGCUACGUGGACGAGGUGCGGAGGACUGAAGGUUAUGAGCCCAAGCGGUUCACUGGGCAGAUGAGUGAGUUCCAUAGGAGAAGGGCCACCAAAGAAGAGAUGGAGCAGGGUCAAAAGGAGAUAAGACUAGCUGAUGAAAGAAUGAAAACAGAGGCUGAGAGUAGGGGUGAGAUGCCUAUACAAAACGGACCUGAAGAAAAACCUGUGGAUGUUGUAGAAGGGGAAACGCCUCCACCGAAAGAGGGUAAGAGAGAUGAACCUCAAAGAGGUACCCCUGCAAGGAAUUCCAAUCAGGGUUCAGGUGCCAAAGCGUUGUUGCCGCCUACACAACCUCCUCCUGAUCCUCCUGCCCUUUCUCUACGUCAAGAGGUGGUGAACUCCCUUGAGAAGAAUACGCCCGCCGACAAGGGUGAAGGCAACUUCAAUGGUGGACCUUUGAUGAGGGAGAUUGCAACUCCCCCUGAACAACAAGCAGGAGAUGAUGCAAACCAAGUGCAAGGGCAAUCCAUGGCACCUCCGUUGUUCACCGAGGAGCAGCUGAGAAACUUUGCUGCACUGCAGGGACAAGCCGCAUGGAUGUAUGGGCCCCAACAGUCGUUUUUCAAUCCAAUUGGUUUUUCACGUCCUUCAUUUUUGGAUGGAGAUGCAGCCAGAGCUUCAGUGAGUCAACAUGAAAGAGACAUGGAGUUUCUGAGAAUGCAAGCAGUGAGAGACCGAGAGGAGAAAGACGAAUGUAGAAGGCAGAUUCAACUGUUGGUAGAAGAGAACCGUCAGUUGAGAGCCAGGUUUGAAAGUGCUAGCAAGAUGCAGACUGAGGAUGAACCUAGGUUUGCGACUCCUGAGGAACAGCCGGAUCAGACCAGCCCAGGUUUCGACAUGGAUGUGGAUUGGUUGAAGCGGCGAAAGGAGGCUGACAGACCCCCAUCAAAGGAGGCUGACAGACCCCCAUCAAAGGAGGCUGACAGACCUCCAUCAAAGGAGGCCGACAGACCCCCAUCAAAGGAGGCUGCCAGACCCCCAUUCCUACCUGAGGCUGCAGAGUUCAAAACCCCCAAGGAGGCUGCCAGACCCCCAAAGGUGGAAGCAUCACAGCGUCCCCAAGAAGAAGGAAGCCGAGGUGCACCUGGUGGAGGGAAUGCGCAGUUCACUGAGAAAUCUUUGGAGUUCAUGGUGAUUAUGAUGGAAACUAUGAAGGACCUACACAAGAAGGUCAACGAGACAAAGGAUGAGACUGGCAUGGUUCGAGGAGUUGAGAUUGUGAGGUCCGGCACUCCUGACCUGCCGGUGUUGACCCCCUGGUCACCAAGCCAGGGUCCCCUCCAGUUGGGAGAUUGGCUUCUGACUGUGGAGCCGAUCAUAGCUGAUUUGUCAGCAACUUCAGAAGUGUGGUGGUCGCUGAUGGUGAAGUCUGCAGAGCAGUGGUACCAGAAGCACAUGAUGAUGCCCCCACUAGAUCGAGUUCAACAUGAAGUUCAACCGCCCCCAGAGGUCACCUUGGAAAAAUGGUCCAGGUUGGAAAGAAGAACGGCAUCGAUGCUGCUUCAAUCUGUGCCGGAGGUGGUCAAGGAGGAGUUGGUUUCAGCUCGACGGCUGAGCGUUUUUGGGAUUUUGACGCAACUGCUGUUGACGUAUUGCCCAGGUGGUGUCUUGGAGAAGCAGACAUUGCUGAGAAGUUUGGAGGAGCCAACAGAGGUCACCACGGUGGGCGAGGCUCCUGCUGCAAUACGUCGGUGGCUACGUUGGAAGCUGCGGUCCCAGGAGAUCGGCGCAGUGACCCCAGACCCGGCACUGUUGUUGAAAGGUCUGAACAAGUUAACACGCCGAGUCCUGGAGUCCAACAAAGAACUACAAUUCAGGGUCAGCCUGGCCCGAAAUUCCCUUGGUGUGGAUACGAGGCCGACCGACACCACAGUCAGCCAGUUUGCCACGCACCUUUUGGCUGAGAUCGAACAAGUUGCUCUUUCCGAAAAGAGGGCCACUGCUGCGAUGCCAAAGAGCGAGGUGAAGAUCAAAUACUUGGAUGCAGACAAGAACAAGCCAAAGACCAAAGAGAGGCCUACAGAGGAGGACAAGCCGAAGCCAAAAUGCAGGUUUUUUCUCACAGAUGCUGGUUGCAAAAGGGGAAAGGAGUGCACGUUUAGCCAUGAUGUCAAAGAUGAUCGUCGCAGGUGUUACAACUGCGGCAGUGUGGAUCACCUUUCACCAAGUUGCACCAGGUCAAAAGGCGCUUCUACUGAAACAAGCCCCAACAAGCCAAGGGUUGCCAAGGCCGAGGGGGAGGAGCGCAAUGUGACUUCACCAAUGAAGGAGUCAGAGACUGGAAGCCAAUCUAGUCAAGGGGAGGCAGUGAAGGACUUGCUGGAGGAGGCCAACCGGAUGUUGAAGUCUCUGUCGAGCUCUUCCAACACUACUGCUUCUACAACCUCUUCGACGUCUGAAGAAGAGCGAAAAGAUGUGAUGGAGCGCCUUCAUCAGCAGUUGAAGUCGAUGAAGACGUUCAAGAUGAAGAGACUCAAUGUUGGGAAUGAUGUUGGACUUGUGGAUUCAGGUGCAACACAUCCACUUCGUCCUAGACAUGAAGGCGAGAAUGUUGAUUUGUACCCAGUGGUGGAGGUGGCAUUGGCAGAUGGAAGGACGGUGAGGUUGAAAAUGUCCCCUGGAGGUGCUAUGAUAUCACCUUCACCUGCCAUCGAGCCUAUCAUCCCUAUGGGCUUGUUGUCGCAGAAGCUGAACUGUGACAUUUCCUGGAAGCAAGGAUCUAUGCAGAUCCACCAUCCUCUGAGAGGAGAAAUCAAGGUGAUGAUGAAGGGAAGUUGCCCCCAUGUCGCCAGAUCUGAGGCUUUGGCGUUGAUUGCGGAGCUGGAGGACAUCAAGAUGGGCAUUCCCAAUGAGAUUGGAAGUUUUGAUGCGGAAGUGGCAUGGCUGAGAAAGCUGGUGUCGCAGCAUCCAGUGCUGUCUUCACUCCCAGAGCACAUCAAGGAGCGGCUGGUGGUGGAGCCUGGAACUUGGUCUGAUCUUCCAGGCAACAGACACUCAAGAAAGCGCUGGAAGAGGAGUGGCUUAGCAGUUCAUUUGUAUGCUGGGCCAGAAACAGGGUUCACUUUGCGGCAUGCCAUCAAACAGCUGGGUGGUUCUGUCGAUGCCUUGUUGGAAGUUGAUGUUCAACGAGGAGAACAACAUGACAUGCUGUCGGACCACGCAGUUUAUCGUGGUCUGUUCCAUACAGGAGAGAUUGUCGAGUAUGCCAGGAGAGCUCACAACAAUGCCCGCCCCAUCGACUGGUCAAGGACCCAAUUGCUGGAGUGCUUUCAAUCGACACAGCUGGUCCACUGA